CUAAUUGAUCAAAUCGUAAGAAGCUUUUGAUAGAUCUGUUCAAGAAGGGUAGAUUUGUUCCGGGGUGGGGACGGUGAGAGACAAAAAGGGGCGACAACGGCGCGGGAGACGAAGAGAGGGGGCGAUUGAGUAACAAUCGUAGAUUUGGGUAUACUUUUUCAGCUUUUUAUAUAUUUUGAGUUUCAUAAUUUCAGCAGAGUUUUGUUAAUAAUUACAAAAGCUAAAGGGUAAAGAUGAACAGUAAAUAUUCCCGUCCAAAUUCUUUGGGUUCGGGUAAUGGCAUUGGGCUUGUGGGGGACAGCUGUGUUGGAAAAGCAAUUUUACACAGCAUUAAUUAUGAGUAUUGAGACCCGUGCAAAAGGAAAAAGAAAAAGGGCAAGCAUUGAUUAUAUUGAGACCCGUGAAUAUUGAGAUAUAUGUGCAAAAGAAAAAGAAAAAGGCAUAGGAAUAGGCAUAUUUAUUACAGGGUUUCUUUCCUACUCCCACACCAUUAGAUGUGCGCUAGCUACUUCAAAUCUAGGGUCGUUCCUUCCGCAAUAAGAAUCGGGUGUAUAUGUCCAAUUGAAUUGAAUUGUUUUCUAACUCGCUGUAAACGGAGGACGAAAAAGAACCACAACUGAUAGAUACACCUAGACCGGAGAAGAAGACUCAAGUUAGUAUGGGUCAUACUAUUAGCUUCAUUUGCAGCCCUUCUAAUCCAAUUCCUUGGAGCAAACAUCAGAAUCGUCACAGGCUUUACAUUUGCUCAAUCUUUGUCUGUCUAUGUUCAUAUGUGCAUACAUAGUAUUGGCUAAGGUUAGCUAAUCUUAGCUAACCUUACAUUUGUUUGUCUGUCACAGGCUUUACAUUUGCUCAAUCUUUGCUCAAUCGUCACAGGCUUUACAUUUGAAAUUGCGUGUUGUGGUUUUGAGGUGUUUUUUGACAAGGCACGAGCCUCAACCUGAAUCUAAAAAUGUGGAUAUUACAUAUUUUAAAUAGAACAUAAUUAAUCCAUAAACUUUGAAAUAUAAUCUAUAAACAUUAAAGUAGAAUCUUUCCAAAUAAAAGAUGUCAAACAAAAAUAAAGUUGAAUGGCAACAACGAGUGAAGGCAUUGAAGGAAAUUGGAAGGUUGAGCAGUGACUAUGAUGAGCAGUUAAGACGUAAUUAGGCUAAUAUAGAAUCAAAAUGUGAAAUUGUUUUUGGGACGGAGGGAGUAUUUAAUUACUUCGUAUUCAGUUGAGGAGAGUUCACGUCUUGAUGUUUUAUUUUUCACUUUCCUGCUUUGAGCAGAUUUUUUGUGCCUAACAUACUGAAUGGGAUGUUGCAGAUGGACAAGUAUCAAGAACAAGGUGAACUAGUAUAGUCGUAUUUGGAGAGCAUAGUUUUUCCCUUGAUGGCAAUUGUUCGUUCCAAAACAGCUGAAGUGAGGGAAGCCUCGGAUGAAGUUCUCGAAGGCAUUAAGCGCUUGUGCAUUAUCAUUUAUUGUUUGGUAACAGUUUGUGGAUAUAAGGCCGUUAUCAGGUGUCUGAUCUAGAGCUUGCGGUCUCUCUGUUGGAGAAAUGCUGCAUUGCACAUUCAGCAACAUCCUUGAGACAAGAAAGUACAGGCGAGAUGGAAGCAAACUGUGUGAUACUAUUAUGGCUUUCCAUACUAGUGUUGGUCCCUUUCGACAUAUCAUCUGUGGAUACUAGCAUUACAGAUAGUCAGUGCUCAAGCACAAAUGAACCACCUCCACUGGCACUGAGGAUCAUUGAAUGCUCUAAAGACUACCUUUCAAAUGCUGGCCCUAUGCGUACUAUACCUGGAUUGCUGCUUUUAAAACUUCUAACACGCCCUGAUAUGUUGAAGGCCUUUAACAUGUAAUUUUGCAUUAUUUACUUAUGACUAUUUUGCAUUAUUUACUUAUGACAGCUAAACUAUUUGAAGUCAAUUAGGCCAAUAGGAUGAAAUACUAGCUAUAUAUGGGGAGUCUUUCAAAACUCCGGCCAGGAGAUUCUAAACAUUGUGCAGGGACUUAAUUGAGCCUUAUAUAGAGCUUUAUAGACUUACUUAUAGAGACUCACUGGAUUUCAUGAGUUUGUCUUUCAUUUUGUUUUGUAUGUGAGUGCAUUGGCGCCUUACAACAAAAACUCAGUGCAUUG
This is a messenger RNA of Cuscuta campestris, 2122 nucleotides long. The record is from the annotation of a GenBank genome assembly. NCBI's taxonomy places the organism in Eukaryota, Viridiplantae, Streptophyta, Magnoliopsida, Solanales, Convolvulaceae.